Messenger RNA from Harpia harpyja (harpy eagle), 12802 nucleotides. It is a transcript of the gene ADCY1, whose product is annotated as adenylate cyclase 1. The transcript has 20 exons. Bases 18 to 3446 code for a protein of 1142 amino acids. Gene Ontology annotation, molecular function: adenylate cyclase activity. Gene Ontology annotation, biological process: adenylate cyclase-activating G protein-coupled receptor signaling pathway; cAMP biosynthetic process; intracellular signal transduction. Lineage: Eukaryota; Metazoa; Chordata; Aves; Accipitriformes; Accipitridae. The record is from RefSeq and is a predicted model, not a curated record. Gene Ontology annotation, cellular component: plasma membrane.
UUUCUUCCCCGGGGUUUAUGAAUGGCACUGACAUGGAGGAAAUACCGUUUCAGAAAGUCAAGACCAAGAGGAAGAAGUGCUGCCACUGCUGCUGCUCCCCGCCGGCUGCCGCGGCGGCGGGAGCGGGAGCCGGGCUGGGGGACCCCCCUCCCUUGCUGCUGCUGGAUGCCAUCGCCUGCGAGGACGAGUUCGACUGCAAGGAGCUGGAGGCUCUCUUCCAGAGCUACAACCUGAAGCUGGAGCAGACGUCCACCCUCAAGGCGCUGGCCGUCCUCAUCGUGCUCACCGCCAGCCUGGCCCUGGUGGAGCUGCUCUCCGGCCCCAGCCUGACCAUCUCCAAAGGCUCGCACCCGGUGCACUGCAUCAUCUUCCUCUCCCUCUUCAUCGUCACCAAUGUCAAGUACCUGCAGGUCACCCAGCUGCAGCAGAUCGUCAAGCUCACCCUGCUCUUCAGCUUCACCUUCUCCUUCCUCUGCUGCCCCUUCUCGCUCGGCGCCUACGGCAUGGAGCCCCCCAGCGCCCCCGAGCAGGGCAUGUGGCAGCUCAUGCUGGUCACCUUCGUCUCCUACUCGCUGCUGCCCGUCCGGACCCUGCUGGCCAUCGUCUUCGGGCUGGUGGUGUCCGUCUCCCACCUCAUCGUCACCGCCACCUCCGUCAGUGCCAAGCGGCAGCGGCUCUGGAGGACGCUUGUGGCCAAUGCAAUCCUUUUUGUCAGUGUAAAUUUGUAUGGGGUCUUUGUGAGGAUUUUGACUGAAAGGGCUCAGAGGAAGGCAUUCCUUCAGGCCAGGAACUGCAUUGAGGACAGGCUGAGGCUGGAGGAUGAAAAUGAAAAACAGGAACGUCUCUUGAUGAGUCUUUUGCCCAGGAAUGUUGCAAUGGAAAUGAAGGAAGAUUUCCUGAAGCCUCCUGAAAGGAUUUUCCACAAGAUUUACAUUCAAAGGCAUGACAACGUUAGCAUUUUGUUUGCAGACAUUGUGGGGUUCACUAGUUUGGCAUCACAGUGUACUGCCCAAGAGCUAGUGAAGCUGCUGAAUGAGCUCUUUGGCAAAUUUGAUGAAUUAGCUACAGAAAACCACUGCAGAAGAAUAAAAAUCCUAGGGGACUGUUACUACUGUGUAUCAGGAUUGACCCAGCCCAAAACAGAUCAUGCCCAUUGCUGUGUUGAAAUGGGACUGGAUAUGAUUGACACCAUCACAUCUGUUGCAGAAGCCACAGAGGUUGAUCUCAACAUGAGAGUUGGAUUGCAUACAGGCAGGGUGCUUUGUGGGGUCCUGGGUCUCCGAAAAUGGCAAUAUGAUGUCUGGUCAAAUGAUGUGACUUUAGCUAAUGUAAUGGAAGCUGGAGGACUGCCUGGGAAAGUUCACAUUACAAAGACCACCUUAGAGUGCCUAAAUGGGGACUACGAGGUAGAACCAGGAUAUGGUCAUGAAAGAAAUAGUUUCUUGAAGAAGCAUAAUAUUGAAACGUAUUUUAUUGUGCCAUCUCAUCGUAGGAAGAUAUUUCCUGGACUGAUUCUCUCAGACAUUAAGCCUGCCAAAAGAAUGAAGUUCAAGACAGUCUGCUACCUGCUUGUUCAGCUCAUGCACUGUCGUAAGAUGUUCAAAGCAGAGAUCCCUUUCUCCAAUGUCAUGACGUGUGAGGAUGAUGAUAAGAGGAGAGCAUUAAGGACAGCCUCUGAAAAACUCAGGAAUCGUUCCUCUUUUUCUACCAAUGUUGUAUACAACACUCCAGGAACUCGAGUAAACAGAUACAUCAGCCGUUUGAUAGAGGCCCGGCAAACUGAGUCUGAGAUGGCUGACUUGAACUUCAUUACCCUGAAGUAUAAGCAAAUUGAGCGUGAAAAUAAAUAUCACCAGCUUCAGGAUGAGUACUUCACCAGUGCUGUAGUUCUCUCGCUAAUUCUAGCUGCCUUAUUUGGCCUUGUCUACCUUCUAAUAAUACCACAGAGUACCGUAGUUCUUGUUCUCCUGGUGUUCUGCAUAUGCUUCCUAGUGGCUUGUAUUAUGUACCUACAUGUCACACGAGUACAAUGUUUUCCAGGGUGCCUGACAAUACAAAUUCGUACCAUUUUGUGUAUUUUUAUUGUGAUCUUAAUAUACUCCGUCGCUCAAGGAUGUGUGGUUGGCUGUAUGCCUUGGGUUUGGAAUACCAAUUCCAGCAGUUCAAUAGUGAUCAUUUCUCCUGGUGGAACAAAUAAAACAAUGAAUGAACUUCCAUGUGACACAGCCCACUACGCUUUUCUUUCCUGUGUAGUGGGGACUCUCACCCUGGCAAUAUUUCUACGUGUAUCUUCCUUGCCAAAAAUGAUUCUCCUGCUUUUUGUUACAAUUUUGUACAUAGUUAUUCUGGAACUCAGUGGUUACAGAAAAGCAGUGGGGGGUGGCUCCUUUUAUAUGCGUGGCUAUGAACCAAUACUAGCCAUUUUGCUAUUUUCUUGUGCUUUGGCACUGCAUUCCAGACAGGUGGACUUGAAGCUGCGUCUGGACUACCUCUGGGCUGUGCAGGCAGAAGAAGAGAGAGAUGAUAUGGAGAGAGUCAAGCUGGAUAAUAAAAGAAUUCUCUUCAACCUGUUGCCAGCACAUGUUGCACAGCACUUUCUUAUGUCUAAUCCAAGAAAUAUGGACCUUUAUUACCAGUCAUAUUCACAAGUGGGAGUGAUGUUUGCUUCCAUCCCAAAUUUCAAUGAUUUCUACAUCGAAUUGGACGGCAAUAAUAUGGGAGUGGAAUGUUUACGCCUGUUAAAUGAAAUUAUUGCUGAUUUUGAUGAGCUUAUGGACAAAGAAUAUUAUAAGGACAUAGAAAAGAUCAAGACAAUUGGAAGUACAUAUAUGGCAGCUGUGGGACUUGUACCUACUUCGGGAACUAAGGCUAAAAAAUCAAUUUAUUCCCAUCUGAGUACACUGGCAGAUUUUGCAAUAGAGAUGUUUGACGUUCUUGAUGAAAUCAACUAUCAGUCUUACAACGACUUUGUCCUACGAGUUGGUAUUAACGUCGGGCCGGUAGUGGCUGGAGUCAUUGGAGCCAGAAGACCACAGUAUGAUAUCUGGGGGAACACUGUAAAUGUUGCCAGCCGAAUGGAUAGUACUGGAGUGCAGGGGAAAAUUCAGGUGACAGAAGAAGUUCAGCGGAUAUUAAAAAGGUGCAGUUAUGAAUUCGUGUGCAGGGGUAAAGUCAGUGUAAAGGGAAAAGGUGAAAUGUUGACCUAUUUCCUGGAAGGAAAGGCCGAUGGAAAUAAUUCACAAACACGGUCUUUAAACUUAGAGCGGAAAAUGUACCCUUACGGGAGAGCAAACAUUCAAACAAAACUGGGCACCAGCUGUCCAUCAGUGUCCUCAGUUGCUAGCUUUACUGUAAAAGCUGGGCUUGGAGCAGGUCAAGCGUCUGCCACUCACACAAAUCAAACACUGCAUUAUCUUCCUUCUGUGCCAGCUGUGAAGGAGGCGUAGAGCAAAGGAGAUUUGGUUGUGCCAUUUGCGGUGAACUUGGAGAGCAAUGGUUGCCUGAAUUUUUACCAAGAGAUCAGAGGUCAUAGGCCAUGGCAUUAACCAAGGACCACUACAACCCAACCAAAGAGAACUUGGGGACUGUGUAAUGAACUCUUGGGAUGGAACAUAUAAGGGCUAGCAAUUCUGUUAGGAAAAGUCAAAACCUGAUUUUCUGGAAAUGAGGAAUAUUUUCUUGGCAUUUUUAAAGGGUAAAUGAAAAAAAAUUAGAUAAACGUGCAAGCAAUUAUGUAUGUGUGUGUGUGUAUAUAUAUGUUUUAAUCUAUAUAUGCACAUAUACAAAGUCCUGUGUAGACUUAAUAGAGAUUUAUAGAGAUAAACAUAAAAAUAUGUAUUUAUUUACACAUCCACCUGCAAAGAGAUUUCUCUUUCUGUCAUAGCCAGCAUUGUUGGGACUGGGAUUAGCAAAACUGCAUUUAGCUGUGGAGUGGGGUGCAGCUGGAGACUCUCCAGGGCUACAGCAAGCGUUAGAGAAACUGUGCUCCCAGUGCAUGGGUUAAAGCAAUGACAACAGUGUUCAUUCUGCUGUCAAUGGCAGAUAGAUGAAGGCUGGAUUCAGCUAAUUGCUAAACCCUAUGUAUUUUUUAAAAUUGUCUUUGCAUGCUCCAAAAACUUCAAAAAAAUUCCAAUUCAAACCAUAACACUAGCAUAUGAAGUAGAUAAACCACAGAGCUUAAAGGUUUGGCAGAAGAACAAUAUAUAUUCUUUCCAUAAAAAAAAAAAAAACAAACAGGGGUGGUAGAGUUUAGAAGCUGCUGCCUCUUCACAGGUCAUUUGACUGUGGAAGACAGAGGAGCCACCCUGCAAGCACAGCAAUAUGCUUAUGCAAUAUAGAAACAUUCCUUUAUGUACAGUGCUGAUUUUAUUGAAGAGCAGAAAGAUGGUAUUAUUUCAGGCUUUUACAAACAGCACAGGUCCUGUGGCUCAGUUCCAGGAUUUAGCUUUACCUUUCUAAACAGCUCAAAGAAUAGUCCUGUACUGGUGACAAACAUGCUGUUGCUAGCUUCGUGACAUUUGUAUGUUUGCCAACACAGUCUUACAUCUUAAUUGAUUUUUUAAAUUUAUGCCACAGUUUUAUUAUAUCUUGAUUCUACCCAGGCUCACUCUUCAAAGCUGUACAAUUAUAGAAAGCUAUAAUUCUGAGAAAUAAGCACAGUCAAACUUUGCCCAAAUGAGGAGCACACUGGUAAACGUGCCAGGAGAGUGAGGCCUGCUCUUAAUCUGCAUAAAAGGGAACAUAUUUUGACUGCUUUUUCCUUUAAUGCAGCCCACAUCCUAUUGUUCAUGGUUUCAUCUUGAAACGCUGAUCUGGGUGUGAAACGUGGAAUGCAGCUCCGUACUCGAGGUGCGGGCAGUUGGAGGUCAUCCUGCUGAGUGACGUGUGCUCCAUGGGCAGGUACCCUACUGCCCAGAUGGGGAUGCACAAGCUAACCAGCCUCACUGCUUUCCAAAAGAGAAGCAAAACUUUAUGUUGUCUAAAAACACGCAAAACUUCCUUUUAACUAACAAAAAAAAUAAAAAAACCCCGACCAAACAAACCAAAGAAACCAAACCCGGAAAACCCACCCAAGACUGCAAACGUUGUCCAGAUUGUGCAGUAGAAAACUUGCAUGUACUAGAUGUCACAUUUCCCCUUGGUAGGCCUAUUUUAUUACUGAUUUUAGUGAAAAGAAAAUUCUGAGCAAUUCUCUUACAAUCUGCAUUUGCUUUGGAGCAGUCACUGUUUGUGUUAAAAGUGUAUGGACAAAUACUGUGUCAACAGAUGCAAAUGGUUAAAGAAAUGCUGCAGGAUUUUCCAUUCUCCGUGUAGGCGUAUCAGGCUGCUGUGGGACUCCAGUGGUUUUCAGCAGGAUUUUUAAUUAAUUUUUAUGUACCCUGUCAGCUAGGUGCUUCAGUACAAAGCUAGCAAAAUUAGUGUUGUGAUUAAAGUGACUAUAAAAAAAAUGAGAAUUGCUUCCUACUGUACUAGGUGUAUGCACCCUGGCUGAUCUGUAGAAAGUCACUGGAGUUCUUUACCUCCCUAACAGCUAUCCAGUUCACAGGUAUUCUUCUAGAAUAAUUUAAUUCUGGUUUUGAGGCAUUCAAAGCCAUUUAAAUAAAUACAUGUAGAGAAUACAGAUUUAAAAAGAACAACUAUUUACAUAAUUAAACUGAAUAAGUGGUAUCCAUGUAAAGUACACUGCAUAUUUAUGUUUCCUAAUAGGUUUGUAAGAACUAAAUCAUCACAUAGGUAAGUUAAAUAUUUAACCAAAAUGGAAAGCAUUAUGUGCAAUAGCAUUAAUCACUUAGUUCCACUCACAAAGAGCCCAAGUUACACAAUUUUUUAAUCAGUGAAUUUGGUAUAAUUUCACUGAUAAUAAUGAAACAUUAUUUGUACAUGUACUGUUAUUAAAAGCAUCUUCAGAUCCUCGCAGUAGAUCUGGUAGUAUGUGAACGCAUAGACCAAAUAUGCCAUUGGCCUACCCCAAAAGCUUACAGUGAAAUUAUUUCUUUGUUACUUUUUUAAUAGGUACAAGAUAUAGGCAUAUUGCCAUUGUUUCUUUUAUCACUGAAUGGACAGUGAGCAGAAACAAAUUGUCCCCUGUGCUAAUAUUUUCUGGACUGUUCUCAUUCCCAGACUCAUUCCCAGCCUAGUCCUGAAGUAAAGUCAAUGGAAGAUCAUGUAGCAAGGUAAAUUUGGAUUAUUCAUUUUAUUAUUUUAAAAGAUUAGCAGGUGCUAGUAGAAUUACUUGUCUCCAACAGUCAAAUGUGGUACGUGACUUCGUAAUAAUGUUUUCCAUGUUGAAUGGAAAGGACGAGACAGGCGCAGCCCAUCAUCAGCUUCUCAUUCGGCCCUUUUGCAGGAGGUCUGUGCCUCCGGAGCAGGUUGGGUGGACCAGGAUGGCUUCUUGGUGCUGCAGCCGGUCCAGUGUGCAUGUGCUAGCUUACAGCAUCAGUGAUGGUGUAUUUGGAGUCAGUUUCCAGACUUUGAGUCUUACCGUUAACAUUUUUCAUAUUUUUGUUGUGGUGGUUGUUGCUGGUUUUACUAUGGGGAAAACUUUAUUUCACUAUGUAGUCCUGGACUGAGCAGUAGAGAAUCAUGAAGAACGUUCAGCGAAGGCACAAAUUAGUAAAAAGCCAUGUGAAAAUGAUAGGCAGUCUUCAGCAGCCAUUCCAACAGGGAAAACUAAGUGCCCGUUGAAAUCAUGAUAUAAUGAAGCUGUGCUCUUGCCUUUAUGCUUUCCCUCCCUAUUCAUAUAAUUUCCCCCCAUUUUCUUUUCCUGCGUACAUUUGGUUUAUUUCAGUUCUCGUGUGAUAGCUUUAAAUGACAGAUUUAAUCUCUGCUCUUCUGCGUUCUUUGAUAUGUUCAGUAAGUUUUAUACAUAGAAAGAGGUAGUAGUAAUAUUUCCGAUAACCCCACAAAUACACAUUUUCUGCCAAAUUAGAGAAGCUUGUCAUCAAAUUUUUAUUGGCAAUUGGCUGAAGAUAAUAUGUGGCCCAUUCCAAUAUCCCUGAAAAUCAUCAGAAGGAUUUCCUUGGAUUUCGGUGGGAUUUGGGUUGUGUCCACCUUAAUGCAUGCAGUUGUAUUUCCUAUCUUGCAUUUAUUAAUUUUCUGGUCAAACCCCGUAACUUUUGCCUGGGUGACCUUGCUGUAGCCCCAACAAGGAGUAAUUCUGCCCCACAGCACGCAAAAGUCCCUCACAUUUAACUGAGGAUAGUAGCUUGUUGCGCUGUGAGCAGAAUAGCCUCCUGCACUUCUGUUCACUAUUUUGUGCAGCUGUUAGCUUGAAACAAUUAACCGAUAUGAGCCCUACAACAAAGGGAUGCCAUUUUGGCAUGUCGAUGUCUGUCAAUAGCAAGCACAAUAUUUCACAUCAGUUUGCACGUUCUCUCUUUCAGAUAGUAGUAAUAAUCUAUGUCUUUUGUUCUUUAUAUAAGGAGAUAAGUAUCAGAGAUCUUCAGACUUCACUGUCUUGGGAGCUAAUUUCAAAGUGUUCCUAUGCUACCUUUAAAUGAUUUUUUAAUUAUUAUUCUCUGCUGAGAUUACAAACUGGCAUUCAGUUGAAUUACUGGCUAGAUAUUUCCUAACAUUUUCCAUUUGCAUUGACUAGAAAGCUGUUUUAUCCAGCCUGUAAAAUACAUUGGUUUUAGUAGCUGCUUCACGCUGUGGCAAGUCGCACUCCCUCGUCUUCACUAAAACACACGCAAAUUCUCCCUUGCUUUCUCUAGGUGAGACUGAGAGUCAAAAGCUUCAGCUCAUUAGGGCUGAAUCUGCAUCCCUUAUGUACCCACAAGGCCUGCAGAAAUCACCAGAAGUUUAGCAUGUUUAUGAAGGUCAGGAGUUGAGCUUCUGUAGGCCAAGUUCUGCUUUGGGUUACAGCGAUGUCUCGCGUCGGUACUGAACUGAGUAUUUUACAACACUGUAACCGAGAGUAGGUCACGCACCUAAAUCUCUUUCACGCUUUUGCCUGUAAUUUAUCUGUAAGGCAGAAGAAAGUACUUGGGAGUCACUAUUCAAAGGGAGACAGUAUAUGACCUGUGCCAUUUCAGUGCUUUGAGGAGUCUGAACACCUUAGUAAGUAGCGUGAAUCAUUUUCAUGUGUUGAAUUCCUGCUUGUAGCAGCAGCAAAGUGUUUUCUUUACAUCAUCAAGUCCAGAUUCUGUAUAUGUUCUGCCCAGGCAGGAGGACUAUUUAGCCAUAAUGUUCUUUCAAGUUAGAGUUUUGUAUUACAGUGAAAACCAACAUUUUUUAAUUUGUGAUAAACGUGUAUUAUAAUGCCUUAUUUAUUUUUAAUCUUGUACAGUGUUACAAAACAACAGAAAACAUUGGCCUUUCAUGUAUUAUUCACUUUAAAAGAUGUAUUGUAUUAUGAAAUUUUGUAAAUAGUUUUAGCUCGAACAGGUAAUUGCAUGUACACUUGUAUAAAAAGAGGCAAAAAGGCACACUUUUAACAAAUGUUAACGAUUUUUGUAAGAGACAUUUUACAUGUGCAUGGAGAUUAUAAAUCCUUUGGAAAUGGAUGUCCUUUUGCUUUUCCUUGCAAUCUACUGCAUGCCACUCAUGCCUGACUUCAGUAAAACAAAACAAAACAGUAAGUUUUCCUAAAUGUUUUUGACAUAUCACUUCUGGCACAGAGUUAAAUCCACUAGUUGCAUGUGCGUUCAGCAAAGCAAAAUCAAAAUGCAAACAGCAAAUAAAGAAGAAAAAUAAUUUAAUGAUUGUGAUCUGCCAACCUCAGUGUUCCAAGAUCCAUAAUACGGUAUAUGAAAAGUGUUACCAACAUCUAUGCUGUCUUCAUAAGGUACCUUCUGGUCAUUAGAAGCAAUAAACUCUACUUACUGUAAUAUAAAAAGCAAGCAGAUAUUCUAGUUCAUAAUGGUGUGAUAUCUGGCAUUCAAUGGGUAUUCUCUGAUACUGCAGUUGAUGUAGUAUUGUCAUCAAGAAUGACCAAGUGUCAAAUCCAUCAUUGCUGUAUGCAGGUGCAACACUAUGGAAGGUAAAGGAGGUGAAUUUGGCCCAUCGACGUUACCCAGAGUAUAUUUCUAAUGUGGUAAUAAGUUAUUGUAUGUGAAAAGUACACAAUGCAAAUAGAUUGUUUUCCUAGAUACAUACAUAUAUCUAUAUAUAUGUAUGUGUAUAUAUAAAAAUUAAUUUUGUUGCCUUACUUUUGUUAGCUUUUUUGACUCAUUUUCCAAAUAAGUUCUAUUGCUAAGCAGAAAGUAUUUAACAAACAGAACUAUUAGGAGAAGGUUCACCGGGUUCUCUGGCUUUGAGCCAUCUGGGUUCUGCGCUGAUGCUAGUCCUGCCCCCACUAAAGCCAUGCUUACAGGGAUGCCUCUCUUAGGCGUCACAGCCUAACCCACAGCUUGAGGCCUGCGUCAGUUAGUGGCAUAGGAAUAAGAAAUUAAUAUCCAAUCCUCUAGCUGAUUUUUCCCAUAUUGCUGCUGAACAAAACUUUAAAUUCUGGAGGUAUUUUUCCAUGCAUAAUUUUUAAAGUUGUCAUGCCUGUGUCACUGCAGCUUGGGGCUACUUCUCGAAUUACUUAUAUAAUUGCUGUAUGAUAAAUGAGGAGUAUUGUAGGGGCAUAACACUGAGGUUGGUGGCAGAGGAAAAAGGGUGUGGACUGUGAAUAGUUUCUGCUAUGGAUUAAUAAGGACUUCUUGUAUUUUACAGAUUUGAGCUAGUAUUAUGAUAGGACUUAGAAAUCCAUUAACUUGUAUGUUUAAUCAGGUGACUGUGGGGUUGACUAAGCAGUACAGCUUCUGCAAGUACUUCUGUCAUCCAAAGUUAAGAUGUAGAUUCAUGCAACGUAUCCCAGUUGCCUGCAUACCGGAGCCACUACCUUGUACUGAUGAUUGGCUUCAUACAGCAGUUAAGGGUUUCUAACAGUCAUAAACUAACUCCUCUCAAAUUCAGUGGGUUUUACAUCUCAGUGUGGCAUAAUUGUUGUGACUAAUGACAGUCUGGACUCUGCUUCUCUACCCCACCCUGUUUAUGAUUGGCUUUUUCCAGAACUCUAUAUAGGCUUUUUUUAGCUCUUUGUUCCUUUUAAUCCCAUCCUCACUGAGUUUUCAGGCCAAAUCUAAAUCAUGAAUAAAUAUGUAAAUGUAAAUAAAUGGAUAAAAGUACAUAUAAGCAGGAGGGUGCCUGUUGCUCUUUAAUUACUCUUCAAAAUGUCACACUGCUUGGGUGGCCUGGUGUGACUUAUGAUCUGAUCGGUGCAAGAACAAAAACAGGAAAAGAAGAGAAAAAAAAGCACAAAGUUAGCAGGAGUACAAAAUAACAAAAAGAAAAGAAGCCUGUGAGAUAGCAAUUGCUGAGAGGAAAAGGUAAAAAGCCAGUUCUCCUUCUGAAGUCAAUGGUAAAGCUCUCAGUGACAUGGGACAGGUCUUGAGUAUCUGAGCUGACAGAGUACUCAACCAGAUUCCUAGUGCAACAAAAAUAAGGCUUGUGUUUAACUGCACGGCGAUCCAUUUCUGAGUUUUCAUGUCUGUUCACAUUCACAAGAGUGUUCCAGAUCUCUUGGUGAACGGCUGUCAGAAUGUCAGAAGGAAUUAUCAGGAAUGCUUGGGGGUUGUCACCUUUAAUGCCUAUUUUCUGAUCAUGAGGAAGCACCUUGAAAUUUGAAUUAGCAUUGGUUAAUGUACAUAGCCUAUGUGCUGAAAGGACUUGGUUUUGCUUGUGCCUUACUGCAUGCUGGAGGAUCUGCUUCUUUAUAUUAGGAUCCCCGUUUUAUGCCUUCUGUGGCAUCAGACAUGUCACGCCUGCAUAAAACUGAAGGAACAAACAGUGCUGCAUCACUGUGAAGCAUUUUUACUACUUCCUUUCCUACUUUGGUUUACUACCAGCACAGUUUUGUGGGUGCAAGGAGUGCUCCAAGUGUUUAGGGAGGGAGGCCAUGCACAGGUAUAUGUUGGUCCAAGCUAAAUAACAGAUUUCCUAGAAAGCUCAGCACACACAGUGAGCUGAGUUCUGCAGACAAUCUGUCCAGAUGGUUUGGAGCUCCUUUGAAAAAGCUGGCUGCCCUCCUCUUCAGAACAGGCUUCCACAACACGUUGAUUAAAAACAUCCAGACAGCUUACCUACAGCUUGUAACUGCACUGCCACGUUUGCUAGACAUAGGUCAGCCUGCUGGUGGUGAAACAGCUAACAGUUCUCGUUGUGGGCAAGGCUAAGGUGUGCUUUAAUUACUGCGGUUGUGCACACUAUCGUGUCUUACUUUCAAGUGCCUGACCUGCUGCUUUGAUCCUAGACCUGUCAGUGGUGGCAUCAGUUAUGAAAAAUUUGAGCUGGCACGUUGAAGUUCUUUAGGUGAUUUCUUAUGUCUUUUACUCUUUAGUGCGCAUGGGUGCAAAGGUUGUCUGUUCUUACAUUUCAAAUGCCAUUCAAGGGAUAUAUCAAGAAUUUUCAAUGAAAUGCAGAUGCAAAUUAAUUACCUGUGCCAUCACGUAAUUGCUUCAUGAUAAUUACAUUUUUAAAUUGUUACAGUAGAAAUCCUUCUUCACUUAGAAUUCCUGCUUUUUUUACAGUAAUGUUACGAGGGUUCAAUUAAGAAAAAAAGAAGUGAAGUGAUUGUGUAACUUGCUCCCAUUUGCAAGUACAAUUGUCUGCACAAAUUUGGACUUAGACAAAGCAAAUGGUGAGUUUCUUUUCUGCAUUCAAGCAGCUAGUUAUUACACUGAGGUAGCUUUGGAAAAUGUUACAGAAUACAGUAAGAAUGAAAGUAAUGCUUUCAGAGUUACUGGUGUAAAAACCAGAGUCCAAGAGCAGUUACUGUUUAAUCUAAUAAUUACUUUUAAUUUAGCCCAAUAUAGAGAAUUCUAGAGAAGUGAUAUUAUUUUCAGUGAAAUUCUGACAGAGAUCAAAAACACUUCUUGGAGGUUCUUUUUCGUAAUAUACUUGUGUGUAGAUUUGUCUGUGUGCGUAUCGUCGGUUUGUACAUGGAAUGUGGGUAAUGGUGCAAAACUAGUAAUACACACAUUUCACAGUUUCAAGCAGAUUCAGCCCAAUUUGACCCAUCUCUUAAAACCCCUGCCACUAAAACUUGUGCUGCAACUCACAUCUAUCUGGAUUUUAUCCUGCUGAUUAGUCCUUGUACUCUUUGCUGUCAGGAGGUUACUUUUUGCCUUUCUGGUAUAUAUCCAUAGGUUCUGCUUGGAAAUGAGAUGUUAAGUAUUUUUCUGAUCUGUUAAUUGAAAAGAUUUGAAAGUGUAUUUGAUUCCCUCUUUUUGUAAUGAAAUGUUCAGCAGCCUCAGGUAGGAAGCAAAAAACCACAUGAAGCAUGUGUUCUACAGUCAAAAUUGGUCUGCCUACACACAAUGGCACGGUGUCCAUUGUAGGCUUACCCAUAAUUUUAAGCAUCCUAGAAUUACUUAAAUGUAAUAAGCACCAUAGCACUAGGAGGAAAAGGAGCUAGGCAGGCCUGCCUGCCUCUAAACACCACAUAAUUGUUCUUUGGACAUAAAAAUGUGACCUGCAGCUCAUAAAACACUGCUGCUUAAGAAAUCGGUGCCCCUGCUGCCCUUAACUCGCCUUCAGUCGCUCAGUGCCAUCACGUUUUUGUCGCAGGCAGUUACUGUCCACGCAGGCCUGCGUACCGUCUCCCUCUGUAGAUCCUUCAUCACAUGGCUGGCAAACGUCUUCUUUUUCAAAGAGAAAAUACGUUUUCAAAAAGCAGAUUUUUCAUGUAAUAGGUGUUUAGGGGAAGAGAAACAGCUUUGACGUAGUCUGGUUAGGAAGCAGUACGUGCGACAGCAGACCUGGAAGGGCGCAUAAGCGUGCCCCGUGGUGGGAGCGCAGGGGCCAGCAGCGGGCAGCA